Messenger RNA from Galeopterus variegatus (Sunda flying lemur), 2156 nucleotides. RefSeq names its product tubby like protein 3 (gene TULP3). Gene Ontology annotation, biological process: protein localization to cilium. Lineage: Eukaryota; Metazoa; Chordata; Mammalia; Dermoptera; Cynocephalidae. Bases 18 to 1292 code for a protein of 424 amino acids. Gene Ontology annotation, cellular component: cilium. The record is from RefSeq and is a predicted model, not a curated record. The transcript is spliced from 13 exons.
CCUUUGAAGAUGAGACCAUGAAGCUUCGGCAGCUGAAGCUGGAUUAUCAGAGAGCACUGCUGGAGAAGAAGCAGAGAAAAAAGCGCCUUGAGCCACUCAUGGUACAGCCAAAUCCAGAAGCCAGAGUACGUCAGUCAAAGCCAAGAGGUAGUGAGGAGCAAACUCCUUUGGUGGAACUUCUUACUCCUUACAACGAUGUCAUCCUGCAUGGCAUUGAUGGUCCAGCUGCCUUCCUGAAGCCAGAUGCUCAAGAUUUGGAAACAAAACUUCAUGUUCUCUCAGUAGGUUCUUCUGCUACGGAAGAGAAUACUGAAGGGAAUGUGGAUGAGGAAAAAACUUUGGAUACUGCUUCCAAGCCAGAUCUCCAGGAGAUUCUCCAAAAACAUGGUAUCUCAGGUUGUUUGAACUUCGAUGAGGAGGAGACUGAUGGUGAGGAAGAAGGAGGAAAAAAAUUAAGAUCCUGUUCACCAUAUUCAAAAACAGGGAGACCCAAUUCUGCUUCCAGCCACAAAUCAACCACAGAUACAGGAGCUUCUGGAACUGCAGCCCAGCAGGCAGAUAACCAGCUGGGAGAAGUGGAGAAUUUAGAGGACUUUGCGUUUAGUCCUGCCCCUCGAGGUGUCACAGUGAAGUGUCAGAUAACCAGGGAUAAAAAAGGAAUGGAUCGGGGUCUCUUCCCCACCUACUAUAUGCACUUGGAAAAAGAUGAAAAUCAGAAGAUAUUUCUUCUUGCAGGUAGAAAGCGGAAAAAGAGCAAAACAUCCAACUACAUUAUCUCCACUGACCCAACAGAUUUAUCUCGUGAAGGGGAACGUUACAUUGGCAAACUCAGAUCCAACUUCAUGGGGACCAAGUUUACAGUUUAUGACCAUGGUGUCAGCCCAGUCAGGGCCCAGGGCCUGGUAGAAAAGGCCCAUAUCCGGCAGGAGCUGGCUGCCAUCUGCUACGAAACAAACGUGCUUGGAUUCAAAGGCCCUAGGAAAAUGUCUGUGAUCAUUCCAGGGAUGAAUAUGAAUCACGAACGGAUCCCAUUUCAGCCACGAAAUGACAAUGAGAGCUUGCUCUCAAAAUGGCAAAACAAAACCAUGGAGAACUUGAUUGAACUGCGCAACAAGGCCCCAGUCUGGAAUGACGACAUUCAGUCCUACGUCCUCAACUUCCAUGGCCGGGUCACUCAGGCAUCCGUGAAGAACUUUCAGAUAGUCCAUGGAAAUGACUGUUUUUUCCCAGUACAACCACGUUACCGUCUUGAUGGAUUUUGGACGUGGCCGGCGCCAUUGUGCACACACUGACUAUAUAGUCAUGCAGUUUGGACGUGUGGCAGAUGAUGUCUUCACACUGGACUACAACUACUCGCUGUGUGCACUUCAAGCCUUUGCCAUCGGGCUCUCUAGCUUUGGCAGCAAGCUGGCAUGUGAAUGAGAGGACAGAUUCUAUGCCUCAAGAGUGACAUUUCCUGUGCUUGGAAACUUGCAGGAGAAUCAGAUUAUAAGAUUUCUGCCAAGUGUUGCAGGUUAUUAGCACCUCCCAGCAAAAUCAUGACUCUUACACCAGUUCACCGGUCCCAAGGUGUGUCUGAAUUUUGAGAACCCAAGAACCUGGUGAGUCCCAUAUUCACCACUGUUCAGCUCCCAAGCCUUUGUGCGCUGAGCUGCUGCCAGCAUGGGCAAGGAAUCCAUGACAUUUCCCUUCUGUGGACUGUCUCUCCAUCCCUACUUCCUGUUGCUCUUUGCUCCACGUCAAGUAGCCAUAUGAAGGAAAGAGAUCUGGGAGAUGGAACGACCCCUUGCUCACCCCCCACCGGCAAGUCCUGCCCACCUUGUGUUGGUGUGACUGGUUUCCAUGUCAGGCAUGCUGCCUGCCCCUCAAGUGCCUCGUUUAUAGAAGUGCUCUACAGCCCCGCACUCUUCCAUCACCCACCGUCGUGAGAAGAGAACGCUGUUCACUCAUCUCCAGUUACAGUAUAUGACAGUGGCUGAGGAAGGGACGCCUGCCAUCGGGCAAGUGAAUCUGAUCCUGCUGCCUUCUCUCUCUGGCUUGGAGAGCUACAACCCUAGUUUCAUGUACUUUCUGCUUCAGUGUGCAGGUGACCGGUUUUACGUAAGUCAUUUAUACCUUUUGUAUGCCACAGAAAUAAAAGAUGAUUUAUAUAAAAA